AUGAAGAGGAAAUUGAUAUGGCUCUUUUUUCAGUUAACGCCAGAUCAACUCAAAUUUUUAGAAAUCGUGGGUGACUCAGUAGAAUCUGCUAUUAUGAAUGUGUACGUUGUUCCAAGAAAAUCGGGUAUAGUUGAAGAAAAUGUAACAGAUUUCUGUUGUGAAAACGUGCAGCCAAUCACCUGCAGAAUGUUGAAUCCGUCAAUGGCUACCCAGGUCCAAGUGUUUAAGCCGAAAAUCAACCCUAUCCAAGUAAGUUAA
Macrosiphum euphorbiae (potato aphid) is the source of this 258-nucleotide messenger RNA. Lineage: Eukaryota; Metazoa; Arthropoda; Insecta; Hemiptera; Aphididae. The record is from the annotation of a GenBank genome assembly.